Prorocentrum cordatum is the source of this 1114-nucleotide messenger RNA. The record is from the annotation of a GenBank genome assembly. Lineage: Eukaryota; Dinophyceae; Prorocentrales; Prorocentraceae.
AGGCAAAUCAUCUUGGCUCAAGCAGCUUUCGGUCGCGUCGGCCGCUGGCACGUGUUCUGAGCCUGCUGUCGAUGGGCAACAUCUGCGAUCGCCGAUCGUCGGAAGCCGAAGGCGCUGGCGCCGGCAGGAGCGCAGGCGGCAAGGCGGUGGUUUGGCUGCACGGCCUCGGCGACACUGGGGAUGGGUGGAGAGGCGCCUUUGGCUCGCUCCGAGGGGUGGAGUUCCAUCAUCCCACAGCGCCGACCAGACCAGUGAGUUGCAACAGCGGAAUGCGGAGCACGUCGUGGUUCGACAUCCAGGACAUCCCCGUAGAUCUCUCGGAGCCAGAGGGCCCGCGAGACAUGGACACCUCCGUGGAGCAGGUGCACGGCAUGCUGCGGGACCUCGAGGCGAAGGGCGUCCCAGCUGGCAGCAUCGUGCUCGGAGGAUUCUCGCAGGGCGGCGCCGUUUCGCUGUCAGCCGGUCUGUCGUACCCGCGUGCGCUCGGGGGCGUCGUGUCCAUCAGUGGUUGGUGUGUCAACCGGGAGGACGUGACAUCGUGGAUGAGCGAGGCCGGAAGGCGCGCUCCAGUGCUCAUGUGCUGCGGUGACGGGGACCCCGUCGUGGACUUCAGCAUCACGGGGGAGUCCGGCAGGCUGCUGCAGGAGGCGCUCGGCGACUCGGUGCAGGUGCUCUGCCCCGAGCGCGAGAUGCACCAGCCCAGUCGGGAGGAGAUGCGCGCGGUGCUGCAGUUCAUGCAGAAGCAAACUCAAGUGACCCGGACGGCACGCGGUGUGCCAAGUGGGCGCCUGUCGCGCGGCUCCGCCGACGAGUGCGAGCUUGCCGCGAGGUUGGGGCUCGUGGCCGGCCGCCGGCUUGCCAGCGGUCUGUCAGCUGGUCCUCGCCCACCAAGAAUGGCCCUCUCGAUCAAGCAGCGUCGAAGCGUCUUGGUUCGCCUAUAGCCCCACCAAACAAUUUCCUAAGAAUCUUUUCGUUUCGUGGGGGGAACUGCACUGCCCCGCCACGGCUGCUUCGUAAAGGCACGGGGAGAUCAGGCCGGCUCGUCCCGCCCAGACGGGCACGGCGCUACCCGCAGAAGGACCGGGUGGGUUGCACUCGCUCGCUCUUCCCCGCC